Molecule: messenger RNA, 10464 nt
Organism: Trichobilharzia regenti
Lineage: Eukaryota; Metazoa; Platyhelminthes; Trematoda; Strigeidida; Schistosomatidae
Source: the annotation of a GenBank genome assembly
AUGCCUUUCCCUGAGCAGAUGCCAUCGAACUUUGGUUUCCAGUCUCCAUCCGCACCACAGUAUCAGUUUAGGUCUGUGGAAGAUGUAAACAAUGUUGUUCAAAUGCUUUUGUGGAAAAUCUCCCAGGAAUUCCGUCACACUGGACCUGGUUGUGUACAAGAAGAACUAUUUAGGAACUAUCCGACAGUUACUGAGUUCAUUAGAAGCAUACGAAUGAGUCCUGAUAAUAUACCUCGUAUCAUGGAACACAGGAGGUUAAUACAAAGGGUAAAUACACAACUUUGGGCGUAUGCUACCACGCGCAACGUUCUGACUCUCGCAGAUAUGCAACACCUAAUACAGGUGGAAUCUCCAAAUGACUAUCGUUUACUUGGUCCAAUCGUCAGGUUACCAGCGGCGUUAGAAAUACUACAAACCGAUACGUUUGACUCGCGUGUGCUAACAGCUUUUACAGUGGGCAGUUCAGAUCGAGCCUUGAAGAUGUUAACGGAAGAUGUUUUGGAAGAAUUAAAAUCAUGCAUUUGCAUUAAUAGAUUUCGUUUACCUGCAAAUGUUAGUCGAGGGUCAGUUUACGCGUGGUGGGAGUCAGUAUUCACCCAGCAUAUGCUAGCAAUCGUCAAUCAUGCUAAUGUUGUACACAUUAAUCGUCCUUCUGAUAGAUUAGACCAACUAGCCAAAUUUGGUAUAAGAAUUAAAGGGUUUUCUCAUAUUGUUCAAGAAAUCAUCAAUAAUCUACGACCUGAAAAUCUUAAUAAAGCUUCUAGGGUAGCUCAACAACUAUUAGAUAAUGAUAUACGACAAAUUUAUGAAAAUUUUGCAAACUCUAUGCUAAGUGAAUCAGCAAUAAAAUUGCAUCGAACAAAGAAACCUGUUAGUGUGUUGAAACAUUUAGCUAAGUGUGCUACACAACUGCACACUGAACUGCAAAAUUGGGCCAGAGAGAAAAAUCUAGCAUGGCCUGAAGGGCAUUUAGAUUCAUUAUUGGUGUUUGGACAAUAUAUGGAGCGGAUUGCUGCUACUGGGCCUUUUCGUACACUAAUCCACUUACUUAUACUAAUUUUCAAUACGGAAUCAAUGGAUAUUAAGAAGUUAUUGACCAAUGUUAUAUCAUCAGUUCGCGAAUCAGAUAGAGUACUAGAAACAUCAUCAUCAUGUAUUGUAGGAAAUGAGACAUCUGAAUUGAUUGACUUGACAACUAAUUCAGAUAGUGAACAAGAUGAAUCUUGUGAAAUUACAACUGAGAUUGAAGAUGCCAUCGUGAAUAAAUAUCCCAAACUCACUGAGAUUGUAAAUAGAUUUAAUCAGCUAUUAAGCCGAGAAGUUGAGAAUCAUGAUGAACAACUCUCACAAAGUUUAUGGUUAUCACUUGCAUCACUGGAGAGAGAAGUUUUACAGUCAUUAGAAGGGAAGAAAAACUGCAACACCACGACUAGUGGCAGUAGUCAUUCACGAUCUUUGUUGAGUUAUCUUGCAGAGGCUAUAAAUGAAGACGAAAGUAGUGUAAUUCCUCUUCCACUCAGUAUGGCAACCAGAUUUAAACAAGAAAAGUCACAUGAUGAUAGUGAAAAAAUCGGUACUUCACCUGAAGAAUUGUCGUCUACUACAUCAAAAGAUAUAGAUCCUUCACUAGUAUUUGAUUUUAUACAAAAGUUAACGUGUAUUUCUUCAAGGAGUAAAGAGGAAUUGUGUAAACUUGUCUGUGACAAUUUGAAUAUUGUCCAUUCAUCAAAAUUAGAUCAGUUCAUUGAUUCUAUCUUAUCUCAACUAACUGAUAGUAAUGAAGGGAAUCAGAUGAAACCAUUGGUAUAUCACCAUUCUGUUAAUCUGCCAAGUAUUUUAAGUAUUGAAGAAAUUCAACGAUCUGCUGGUUCAAAGUCAUCUGAUAUUGUUUCUCGUUUACUUACUCAACGUGAUUGUGUACUAAAUUUUCUGUCGGCUUGUCCAUCUCUAAUGGAUUUAGAGGUAUGGUCACAAUGGUAUCAAGAUGGUUUAUUCUAUAAUCGUUGGGGUAGUUUGGACACAUUUCUUGUCGAAGCUGGAAGUGAUCAAGUAUGUGGUCAAUUCAAUUUAAUCGCUAUUCGUAUCCUUCCAAUUGGCGGUGGUCCUCUUCUCCGAUUAACGGCACAUCCUUCAAUGCAUGAUUUAACCGAUGCACUGGAUAAUUGGCAAUUCACGCAUGCCUCAUACACAAUUCGUUCAAUCGGUGAUUAUUUAAUUGGUACAGCUAUUCGAAUUAAUCAAUUGACAAUUGAACAAGUGUGUUCAACGCUUAAAAAUCAAUUCAUCAACGCCAGUAGUCGAGAUGAUGGUGCCAAUGAUGCUUGGGUUUAUUUUGUGUACAGUUUGUUAAUGAAUCUACCGUUUAGUUUGUUCGGUCUGGUGUUUUCGUCGAUUAUUAUUCCUAGUUUGGAGUUGGCUGGAAUAAGAAGCUCCACUUCAUGGCCACUGGAUAUCCCUGAUAUAACGUUGAAAAACUCCAGUGUCAGUUAUAGUUUCCUGCAUAUUCUCUUCCAUGAUGAUGAUGGUGGCGGUAAUGAUAUUCUUCCAUUAUAUAAAUGUCUUCUCAAUGAUAAGAACAAUAAUAAUUCAACGGAUUCUCAACUCAAUCGAAAUUAUUUAAUCUCAGCUAUCGGUAGUAUCGGUUAUCAAUUGCAGUGGCCGGCGUAUAUUCGAUUUUUUGAAGAAAAUCGUUUCAAGCUCAUUGAUCGUAAUGGUGAUAAUAAAAUGCAAAAUAUUGAAGCGUCUUCUUCACAACCAGUAACAAUUACUGUUUAUCCAUCACCUAUGGAGCAGACGGAGAGUAUUUCUCACAAAGAAGCAGUUGAUAAUAGUGAAAACAGUGCGAUUGAUCGUGACAGUUGUGUGAAAUCAACAGAAAUGAAUAAAGAAAAUUCCAGCGGUGUAACUGAUGCAGUGGAUUCCAAUAAAGAUAUUCCAAAGUCUGCAGUUGAAACUGGCAGUGAACACGGCGAACAACAUAUCGCCGCCGUAGCUAGUGAUUCUGAGGAUACUACUUCUAAUCGUUAUCAGUUUAUUGAAGAGAUAAGACGUCGUGAAUUUGGAUUGGGUGUAGAAUUAAGUCAAGAAGCAUCUGAUUUAGUUCAGAGAGUUGAAGGUAAGCUAUCUCGAUCUCUGGUUCAAUUAUCCGAAGAACUCUACGGCUUACCAGGACACUUUCUACUAGAAUUGAUUCAAAAUGCUGAUGAUAAUUCCUAUACUGGUGGUGGUGAGAUGCCACCAACACUGGAAUUUCAUUUAUCAUCCAAUAUACAAAAGCCUAUGGUUUCCAAUGACAACAAUAAUAGCAAUAAUCCAUGUAAAACAUCUUGUCUACUUGUUAUGAAUAAUGAAGCUGUUGGAUUUAGUGAAUACGAUAUGUCUGCACUAUGCGAUGUUGGCUUGAGUACGAAGGUAACUCAACGUGAAUUAAAAAUUGGACGUAAAGGGAUCGGUUUUAAAUCAGUCUUCAAUGUUACAAAUGCACCAGAAAUUCAUUCCAAUGGAUUUCAUGUUCGUUUUCAUAGACAGUCGAAGGUGGUGAAUCAGUCUAACACCACCACCACAGCUGGAGAAGCCCCAUCAUUGAUACUAAUUCCUGAAUGGUGUGAAAACUUCACCUCAUCGUCACCAGUUCCAUCAUGGUGUAAAACAUUGUUUGUUCUACCACUAACAUUCGAUAACAAUAAUAAUAGUCAUCGUUUAAUUGGCCAAUCGUCUACACUUCAAAUGAUCCAGCUAGUUCAGACUACCCUACAUCCUAGUCUAAUGCUGUUUCUUCGACGUUUACAAUGUCUUACAUUUUCUUCUGCAGAGCCAAAUAUGUACUGGAAUUUAAAACGGACUACAAGUACACUGUCUACAUAUAUGUCAGGCAAAAUAAAGUGUUUUGCUGAAGUGAUUACAGUUGAAGAGACUCAGCGUAAUACAUCGUCAAGUGUUGAUAAUACAACUACUACUAAUAGUAAAGUUCUACUGCAUAAAUGGUUCGCUUUCAGGCAGUUAAUUCCUGUUGAUAUCAAAGAUAUGAGAAAGAAUCUUCCAUCACAAACAGAAAUUUCAUUAGCUAUCUCCUUGAGUGAUUCAGAACCAUUGACAACUUGUCCAAUUUUCUCCUACUUACCAGUACGUAGUGUUGGAUUUCGAUUCUAUAUUAAUGCUGAUUUCGAUUUAACAUCAUCACGUGAAGAUGUGGAUUCAACUAGUGCUUGGAAUCGUUGGCUUGUCGGCAAAAUACCGAAUGUAUUCUCUGAUAUGAUUCAGUGUAUUGAAAAGUUACCGCCAUCAUGUUUCAAGCAAAAUGCUAACGACAACCAGCACUCCGAAUUGCCUGAAUCCAAUUCUCAGUUGGGAUACACACGUAUUGAGUUGAUUGCUCGUAUCAUCUCGUGUCUACCGUAUGAUUUAUUAUCAUCAUCUUCGACGCUGACGUUGACAGCUGGUGGUGCUAGUAGUCGUUCUACAACAACAGCAACGACAACAUCAACCAUAACAAACGAUAAUGUCUUCUUUGGUUUACCGAGUCAAUUACGCAGUAAAUUAUCAAAUAUCGCUUGGUUACCAGGUAUUCGACGAACUGAUCAAUUGAUGACAGACAAUGAGGUAUUUGAAUAUGUCACUGCAUCUCGUCUGCUAGUUGUCCCUGCGACUUCAACAUCGUCAUCAUCCUACUCACGAUUGGAUAAGGAGAAUAAACAGCCUAAAGGAAAUAUUGAUACUGUAACUUCUUCAUGCAAUCCGGAUAUACUCCUUAUCCACCUUCUAGUCAACUGUCUACAAAUGUUUGAACCUCAUGAAGACUUAUUUAUGCAUAGAAAAGUGUAUCAACGUAAUAAGAUGUCAACUACGACAGUUGAUAAUAGCGACACCGUUGGCGAUGAUAUCGUUGUUGUUAAUGAGAAUGAUGAUGAUGACGGUGGUGAUGUUGACAAUAGUAUGGAUGAUAAAUGGCAAUCGAAUUAUCAUCUAAUCAAUCGAAUCCGAGUGGAAGCAUUACAUUGGCUUGGUACCCAGUCACUAUCAAUUACUUCACUAUUGGAUUUAGCUACAAUUUUAAAACCUGAGGAUGUUAAUCGUCCCGGUCUGUUAUCAGUACUCAUAUCAAGUUUUGAGGCAUGUCUAUCUGCUCAUAAUACCUCGUCAGGAGCAUCCUCGAAACCAUCAACUAUGGUAGCUAGGCGUCGUUUACUCACAGCACUACAACACCUGCCAAUAUUUCCGUUAACCAAUGAACGCUGUAUUCGAUUAAAUGAUAAGCAAACGCAUUCAUGGGCUGAUGAUAUUCAUCCGGCUGUCUUGUUACCACCUCAUCCAUCUGAGCUUAAUUCUGUAUUAAUUGGAAUUUCAUAUGAUGAAUAUAUAAGUAUGUUGGAGAAAUUAGGACCAUUGAUUAAACCAAUCGCCUUUCACAAUUGCCUUCAAGUAGACAAUAAUAAUGCUAAAAGUCACCAUGUCAACAUGCCCAAAGAAUUCUCUCCCCUGUUGACUAAUGAAUCUCCGAUGGGUUUAGGCCUGCAAAUAGCAACACCGUCUAUUGUCUUAAAAGAAUGGAUUAUACCUUAUUUAAAAAAAUUAAAAAAUCAAGUCGAAUUGAAUAACCAGAGUUCAGAGAGUAUUAUCAAUUGGUGUCUAACGAUUGGUCAAUUCUAUGCUACAAUUGAUAUUAAUUACAAUAGUCUAUUGAAUAUUGGACAUAAGACAUUAUUACACAACUAUGAAUUCAGUGCUCUACUACCAAUCAUUGUAUCAGAUAAUCACGGGAAAGAUUGUCUACUUCCACCAUUAUGUAAUGAAAGUGGAUAUAGACGUGUUGAACCAGUAUUCUUACCUCCAGCAUCAUUUACAAUCGCCACAUCGUCUGGUCAAAAUCAGAAAAACUUGAUAGAAGAAUUAGAAGUGGAUUUAUUCAGAUUUUUAAUGGAUCAAAUCAAUACAAUCACUGAUUCUUCUUGUAGUUCUGUAUACACAGUAUCAUCGAAGUAUUUUCAGCAUGGUUUUUCAAAUCAUGAUCACCGACAAGGUUGUCGAUGGUUUAAUUUAUUCUCUGGCGCUGGUGUCUGCACACUGUUAUCAGUGCAUAAAGUUAAAUAUGUUUACCAGCCAUCUGUCACUACUACUACUACUAUUGCUACUAACAAUGGUGCUAAAUUUUCCAAUUUAACAAAAGAUACAAUCCCCCUGCCUAAAAAUCAUCGUUUACAAAAUUACAUCAUUGAAGCGUUGAACAAAGAAGGACUGACGACACCAUGUGUAAUCAAUGAUCCAUCAUUGGAAAACAGCAAUACUAAAAGUACAGCCUGUUGGUUAAUUGAAGAUUAUGUUUCUCCUGGUCUAGAAUUACUCCUGAUAUGUAUUGCUAGAUUACAGGAUAAAAUGAUUGGCAAAGGGAUAGCAGAACGCCUGAGUUGUUUACUACACGAUAAUUGGUCUUCUUAUGCUGAUGUUUGUUCUGCCUACUAUACUCGUAUGCAAAUUGAUUCAUAUUGUCAAACAACUAAGGAAGACUUAGCAUCAUCCAGCCGUUUUCUGACUAAAUCCUCAAAUCUGCCUAAUAUGAAAGAUACCCUACACUAUUUAUCCUAUUCCUCAUGGUUAUGUAAACUGCGUGAAACAGCUUGGUUGCCUGUUGAACAACAACUAGGCGGUGGCAAAGACAACAAUGACAACACAUCAAUUCAACUUUCAAGUCCCACGACAUCAGGUCAGUUAGUUUAUUCACCAGCAGCUUUCUUUCAACUGGAGUCACAAAACACCAGUUUGUAUCAACUAUUGAAAGAAACUUGUUGCAUUUGGUCACCUGGAGAAUAUAUUCAAAAAAAUCCACUGGAUAGUCAAUUUACAAAAGCCAUUGGUCUUAUCGAUCGGCCAGAACGUUCAACAUUUGAGGCUUUAAUGAAAUCUCUAGGUGAAAAGGCCAGAGCUAAUCCCUUCGAUAUGCCUUAUUUAACACCAGAUUUAAUGUUAUUCAUCUAUCGUACAGCUGUACAAUAUUAUCUACGUGAAGACUACUCUUACUGUUAUAAUGAUAAUUCUCAGGCAUCUGAUUCAAAUUCUACUGGGAAAUCAUUAACUCAAUGGCUACGUGAUGUAUUCGCUAAUCCUGACUAUCCGUGUAUAUUAGUUCAAUGUCCAAGAAGCAUUAUUACACCGAAUAAACCGCUGGGCGGUAAACGUCCACGUAAAGAUCAUGAUGAUAGUACUACAAGUCUAAUCUCUGUGGAUGGUAUCAGUGAUUAUGAUUGUCCUAUAUGUAGUAAUAGUAGUGCUACUAAUAUUAAUAUCAUAAAAUCAACAUCAACUGUACCAGGAAAACGAUUACAUUGGUCAAGAGUUGGUUAUAUACCUGUCACAGAUAUGGAUACUGAUGGAGACGGCGAAUCUACACCGAUAUAUCAUCUAGUUGAUAUUGAUAUGGUCUGUUGGCAGUCAGUAGCUAUUGAUCAUAUUCUAAGUUAUAAUGACGGUGAUGCUAGUGAGAAAGUUCCAGCAACGACAGUCGCUGAUACUGCUGAUAUGGAUGAAGAUGGCACAGAAGAUGAAGAAGAGGAGGUUGGCGGAUAUGCUGAUGAUCAGUGUCUCCUGGUGUUACCUUCUACACAGCUUAGUGAAGAGACAACAGCAUUUCCAGCGAAGACUAUUCAUCGUUCACGUGUAUUUGUCUUAUCGAAAUGCUAUGGUUCAGAGACACGUCAAUUCUUUAUUGAAAAGCUUGGUUUGCCAACCACCUCAACAAUUGAUGAAAUUCUCUCCUUACGUCCUAAUCUACCGAAAAAUGCAUUAAUGCAAAAGCGUCAUAUGAAAUCGAUGCAUGAAUUUAAUAAGCGUUUAAGUCAUUGGUACGCUUUAUUAGAUUAUUGUCUACGUGAAGAAUAUGCAACAAUACAAUAUCGCCUAAAAGAGGAUAGUAAUGGUGGUGAUCAGAAAAACCUGGAUGAACAACGACGAAAGCAAACGAAACAACGUCGAAAUCUUUCAGCUACUACUGCUACUAGUAACAUCGAUGUAGAGUUGAAUAAAAGUUCACUCAUGAAACAUAUCAAGCAGUUUUCCAUUCUGUUAGAUUCAUUCGGACAAUGGCAUAGACCGUGUGAUAUUGUUACACUGUUGCCUUCUGAAGUGACCAUUGACUCACCUGCAGCACUUGUUGCUGAUAAAGUCUGUUUAUUCGCUUGGUCGAAACCAAUGUACGCUAAAAUGAUUCAUGAAGAAAUUAUUUCUAAACAGUUGAAUACUAAUGAUAAUAAUGAUGGUAGACGUAAUACUUCAUUUGGAGUUCUAGCGCAAAGUCUGCAGUGUCUACAUUCACGAUAUACAACAAUUAAUCAUCCUACAAGACCUCAUUUAUCCUCAGGCUCAUCAACAUUCAGUACUUCACUUCUAUUGGAUCAGUUUACGUCGUCAGCAUCAUCGUCGUCAACGUGGUCAUCUUCAUUGCAGUCAUCCACAGCAGCUUCAUCAUCAAGACAAUAUCAUAAUGAAGGAACUGCACAUAGUCUACUGCUUGAUUUAUUGGGUUUACCGAUCAUAGAUCGUACUGGUGAUUUAAUUAUUAAACAUCAUGGGGAUAAAAGCUGUGUCACCACGCAACCACAGUCGGAUUCCUUUAUGAUACCUUGUCGAUCAUUGGACAUGUUUUUAAAAGGUUUUAUGCGUUUAAUCCUGCUUUGUCACUCUUCUAAUAGUAGUAAUAGUACUGCUACUAGACAGUAUAUUUUCAACUCUACAACAGCAGCUACUGGGAUUGAUCAAGAGGCUAUUCGUUCAAUUAUUGACUCGAAAGAGAUUAACGCAUUUUUGGUUGAUCAUUUACACACAUCUAUAACCUUUAACACAUCAAAAACCAUCAAUGGGAUAGCUAAUUUCAAUCAGCUGCCGUGCAUAUCAAAACGUCUAAUCAGCGCUUUGUUAAAUGGCAAGCUAUUUCUCGACAGUACAUUCGGUGCUCAAAUAUUUGCUAAUUUAUCACAAAUACCUCCAGAGAACAGUAUACAAUUAAUCUAUGUAUUAUUUGCUUGUAUGAAUGAUCCAAUUCUGUACAAUAAAAAUACUACUACUACUACUAAUAUGCCUAAUAUUAGUAGUAGUAGUAGUAAUGAUACCAUUGAGAAUUCGAUGUUAUCCCAAAUUAUCGAAUUUAUCUGUCCAUAUGGUGGACAGAAUAAAGUGAAUUUAAUACAAUUUAUUCAAGGUUUUAUUAACCUUGCUCUGUCUAUUCAACCUGAUCCCCAAAUAAUGAUAAGCGAAGGUAUCAAUUCCACCUUUUUGCAUCAAUUAGAGAAUUAUCUUGUCUCACAUGGUGUUAAACAAAUGCGAGCAAGACGUGAAUUACGUCUGUUAUGUCCUCGUCAGUCGUUGGUGCCACCACCACCAAUGCCUUUACAACAACAGGAACCAACUGUAUCUAUGCAUCUAUGCAAUGAAAGUGAGGAUGCAAUAAUUGCAAAUACUUCUGAUAGCUUGUCGUCAGUUAAUCAAAAUAUAAGCGAUCGCCUUACUUCAUUCGAUCAAGUGUCUACAAAGCCAACGAUGUCGUAUACUUCACAGAGUACAAGAUAUGAUACAACUAUUACUGCUCUUCAAGCUGCAGCUGCUCCGUUCCUUCGUCUUUCUAAAGAAACUGUCCAAACCAUUGAUAGUAUAUCCUCACCUCUAACAAAAUACUGGUCACAGGAGAAUAAUACCAGCCUUCCAGAAUACUUAAAAACACGUCUACAGCGUAUCCUAUCUAAUCCAACCGACAAGUUGACUAAUAAUAUUGGUCGUCUAGGUGAAAUGUACAUUUAUCAAACCCUAUUAGAUUAUAUUCGUCGAGGUGAAAAUCGUCAUCAGACUGGUUUUGAUGAAAUGACCAAUUGUGAUUUUCCUACGGGUCAUCCAUUACUCGGUGUUGGACGAUUAAUUCGAUGUAACUGGUGUAAUUCGGAUAAUGAAUCAAUGAGACCAUAUGAUCUGGAAGUAGAUGUCCAAGUUGAAUGUGAUGCGAAUAAAUGGAACGGAUUAAUGGAGAAUUUAAGAAAUGAGUUGGCGUGUAAUAUUGUUCGUGUAAUUCGUAGUCCAUCGUCGUCAUCAUCAUCAUCACAUCAAGAUACUAAAAGUUCAUCGUUGUCAUCGUUACGACCAGGUGUAUUAGCCAUUGGUCCUAUAUUCCUUGAAGUCAAGUCAACAAUGACACCAAACAAUAGCACCAAUAAUAAUACUAACAAUAACAAUACUACCAACAAUGAAAUUAAUGCCAAUUCAAGUACAGAUUUAUUUGAAUUCUCCUUACCUGAGCUGUUGUGUGCCUCUCAACAAACCUGGCGUUAUCAUUUAUUACGUGUAAUAUGGAAUAAUGAUGAUAUUACUGGUUCGAGUAUUACUUCUACACCAAAAGUAAUACAUAUACCAGAUUUAGCUGGUGUAUUGAAACAGAAAUCAAUGAAUCUAAAAUUGUGUUUAGCUAUGCUAAGAAAUGAAUCUAUGAGAUGA